Blastomyces dermatitidis ER-3 is the source of this 615-nucleotide messenger RNA. RefSeq lists its product as uncharacterized. The record is from RefSeq and is a predicted model, not a curated record. The transcript has a single exon. Gene Ontology annotation, biological process: RNA processing. Lineage: Eukaryota; Fungi; Ascomycota; Eurotiomycetes; Onygenales; Ajellomycetaceae. The coding region runs from base 1 to 615 and encodes 204 amino acids.
AUGUCUUCAUUGGUACCUACUGCCCAACUAAAAUAUUUGAAAUAUUCAGCACAUUACCUUGCUGCUCAAAGCCCAUCCACCUCCUCUCACCUCUUGUCAGUUCACAACCAGCUCCUUCGCGAUGAAUCGAAGCGGUUGUCCGCUGCUCAACACCGUGAAUUAUGUGGUGCCUGUGGGAGCAUCAGAAGUUCUGACUCCUCAAAGGCCAUAGUUGUCAAACAUAAUGGUGUGCUGAAACGUCGCAAGAAGCGAGUCUCUCCGGCAGAGACCUCUCCACUCGUUCUAUACAGAUGUCUACGGUGCCAGCGCCAGAAAUUCUUAACUUCACAGAGUAAUACCAAACCUUCAACAUCCAGGAAGCCUCAUCUAACAGCCAUUGCAUCGACGACGCAAACAUCCUCUCAAACAGCGAAAGUUGAUCCCCAGACACGGGGGACUGAAUCCACUGCCACUGCUACAUUGCAGAAAUCUACGGAGAAUCUCAGCAGCAAGAAGAGAGCUAAAGCCCGCAAGCAGCAAGGGCUCAUGGCUGCUCUAGCAGCAGGCAAGCAGCGCGCGCACUCUCAGACCUCGCCGUCAGGAUCACUAGACCUAUUGGACUUUUUGAAGCAUUGA